CGCAGGUCUGUGCUGAUUUAGGCCUUUUAUAACGUCACGGCCGGACUAGCCUUCUUGGCCGCGUUUGGCCGGGUAGCAGCGUUCAGCGCAGAGGUUUAUGGAGAAGGCUUCCAGCUGGUGCUGAGUCACUAGUUCAGGAAGAAGAAUUGUGUUCUCCUCCCUCCCUUUUUUUUUCAUUUUCUUUUGUGGACCAAAAAUACCAGUAUGGAGACCUAAACCCUUAAAAGGGACAUAGUCUGAACUUGGGGAGGUAGUUUUGUGCAUGAGUAAAAGAAAAUAGGUAAUUAAAGUUAUUGGUACCUAAUGAUUGUUAAAUUUUGAAACACGGUCCAUAGAUAAAUGGGGUAACUAUAAUAUGAUGAAAAUUCCUAUUUCAGUGUGGCAAAUAGAAAUUAUAAGUGGUCAUAUCAAGGACAUCAGGGUAUAUAGCAAUAAUCCUUUGAAGGUUACCUAGUGCUAACAACUAUAGUGAAGAGAAAUGAACAUUUUAAAAAUGAAUUCUUUAGAGCAAGGAAUUGGUCUCAAAUUUUUUGUGAAGUUAACUAAAUUUUCAAGUAACACAUGUGUCCUAUUAAAAAAGAUUUGUUGGGAUGAAAAAAUUAAAAAACCAAGAAUUUUUAACUGGCAUGAAAAGUUUAAAGAAGGCAAAGAAGUCGGUGAUGUUACAUAAAGAAGUUGUCUAAGAAUCUGUAAGAUGAUGAAUAUCACAGAACCAAGGAAUUCUAGACCUGGAAAAGACCUUUGAGGUUGCCUAAUCCAACCCCGUCUGCCUAGGAGAUCCUUCUCUAUAGCAUUCACUGGUCAUUUGACUUCUGUCUGAACAGAUCUAGUGAGUCAAACAAUUUGCUUUCCAAGAGUGUCAAUUCCAUUUGAGGAUAGGUUCUAGGUAAUGCGUAUAGUCUUCUGCGAACUGAACUCUGCUUAAAGUAACAUUGCAGGUGUUGUCUGAUCGGUACAGAUUACACUGAGACUAUGAGAUACUGAAAGGGUCUGAGAUUUAGUUCAGUCACAUAGUCAUUGGAAGAGUGAUGGAUGAAAAGUUAAAUUUAGAGAAAAGAAAUAGAUUUAUUCUGAAAGAAAAAUUGAAAUAGAGAAUAUUUCUAGAAAAUAUAAGAUAUACUUUGCAAAUUUGAUAUUUGAUGUUGAAAGCUAGAUAAAAUAGAAGUAUUUGUUGAACAUAGAGAGCUAACAAAAAAUGCUAUGUAAGUCAAACACUAUUAACUAUGUUAGCUAUUUAAGGCUGGUGAUAUGCUAUUGUACCCUAGUAACCUGAAAUCAUUGAUGUCUAACAUUAACUGGGGACCAGAAACACUUUAUACAAUUCCAAAGUUAGUCACCUUUAAUCAUUAGAUUUACAUAAUGGCACAUAUAUAAAGUUAUAAAGACAGUGAUAUAUAACUUCAAAGUGUAUUAGACAUCUGGCUGCCAUGAUAAAAUUUAGGACAUCUCUAUGAACCUCAAUUUUCAGCAUGAAACAUUAUAAAGAAUUUUACUUCUGGGUUUUUAGCCUGGUACUAAAGCCAGUGUCGAUGCACAAAACUACCUCCCCAGAGAAAGACUUGUCCCAUUUUUUGCUCUUAGAAUCUCAUGAAUUUAGUAGAAAACAUCAUGUUCUUAUCAAAUAUGAACAUCAGCAACCUAUAUGAACUGAAGUAUGACUUUUCUUGUGAACUCUACAGAAUAUCUACAUACUCUGCUUUCCCAGUCAAUGUUCCAGUCUCAGAAAGGAGUCUUGCUCGGGCUGGAUUUUAUUACACUGGUGUGAACGACAGAGUUAAAUGUUUCUGUUGUGGCUUAAUGUUGGAUAACUGGAAACAAGGAGACAAUGCGAUUAACAAACACAAACAGUUAUUUCCCAGCUGUGCCUUCAUUCAGAAUCUGACUUCAGUUAACAAUCUAGAAUCAAACUCUCAAUCUGCUCUUUCUUCCUCACUGAAUAGUGCCUCGUGUUCAUUGUCUCCAAGUUCAGAACAGAGUGGAUAUUUCAGUGGUUCUUAUUCCAGUUUUCCACUGGAGCCAGUGACUUCCAGAGGAGUUGAGGACUUGUCCCCUUUGAACACCAGCCCCUACAGUUAUUCUAUGAGUACUGAAGAGGCCAGAAUUCUUACUUACCAGGCAUGGCCAUUGACAUUUCUGUCACCAUUAGAUCUGGCAAGAGCUGGCUUUUAUUAUAUAGGACCUGGAGACAUGGUAGCUUGCUUUGCCUGUGGUGGGAAACUGAGUAACUGGGAACCAAAAGAUGAUGCCAUGUCAGAGCACCGAAGACAUUUUCCUCACUGUCCUUUCCUGGAGAGUCAAAUCCAAGAAACAUCAAGGUUCAAUGUUUCUAAUCUGAGCAUGCAAACUUAUGCAGCCCGUGUGAAAACCUUUGUGACCUGGCCACCUCAAAUUCCAGUUCAUCCAGAGCAGCUUGCAAGUGCUGGCUUUUAUUAUGUGGGUUGCAAUGAUGAUGUGAAGUGCUUUUGCUGUGAUGGUGGGCUGAGAUGUUGGGAAUCCGGAGAUGAUCCCUGGGUGGAACAUGCCAAAUGGUUUCCAAGGUGUGAGUAUUUAAUUGAAAUGAAAGGACAACAGUUCAUCAAUCAAAUUCAAGCCAGUUAUCCUCAUCUUCUUGAACAGCUGCUAUCUACAUCAGAUGUUCCAGUGGAUGAAAAUGCUGGCCUACCAAUUAUUCAUUUUGGACUGGGAGAAAACCAUGCAGAAGAUGCAGUCAUGAUGAAUACAUCAGCGGUCAGAUCAGCUUUGGAAAUGGGCUUUCAGAGAAGGCUAAUAAAACAGACAGUUCAGAGUAAAAUUUUAACAACUGGAGAAAAUUACAAAACAGUCAGUGAUCUUGUAUCAGAUUUGCUUAAGGCAGAAGAUGAAACAAGAGAAGAGGAUGAACAAGCUGAGGAAAUAGAAUCAGAUGACUUAUCAUUAAUUCAGAAGAACAGAAUGGCUCUGUUUCAACAUUUGACCUGUGUGCUUCCUGUUCUGAAUUGUCUAUUGACUGCCAGUGUGAUCAAUGAACAAGAAUAUGAUGUUAUUAAACAAAAAACACAAAUAUCUUUGCAAGUCAGAGAACUGAUUGAUACCAUUAUAGUUAAAGGAAAUAUUGCUGCAAACAUAUUCAAAAAAUGUCUCAGAGAUUUUGACCCAGUCUUAUAUGAGAAUUUAUUUGUGGAAAAGAACAUGAAGUAUAUUCCAACAGAAGAUGUUUCAGGCUUGCCAAUAGAAGAACAAUUGAGGAGAUUACAAGAAGAAAGAACUUGUAAAGUUUGUAUGGAUAAAGAAGUAUCUGUUGUUUUUAUUCCUUGUGGACAUCUAGUAGUUUGCAAAGAAUGUGCAUCUUCCCUAAGAAAAUGCCCUAUUUGUAGAAGUACUGUCAAGGGUACAGUUCGUACAUUUCUUUCAUAAAGAGAAAUCAAUAAUUUUCUAAACUUUAUAGAUAAGGAAUUUGAAUGUUAUCUUAAGCCUUCAGAAAUAAAGAUUGUUAUUACUUAUA
Molecule: messenger RNA, 3481 nt
Organism: Monodelphis domestica (gray short-tailed opossum)
Lineage: Eukaryota; Metazoa; Chordata; Mammalia; Didelphimorphia; Didelphidae
Product: baculoviral IAP repeat-containing protein 2-like
Biological process (GO): negative regulation of necroptotic process; regulation of cell cycle; negative regulation of apoptotic process
Cellular component (GO): cytoplasm; nucleus
Molecular function (GO): ubiquitin protein ligase activity; cysteine-type endopeptidase inhibitor activity involved in apoptotic process
Source: RefSeq, a predicted model, not a curated record